AGUGGUAGAGCGGACUGACAGGAUCGUACCAUUGUCCAACCACAGGGGAACUCAUGUGGUUGAGUAACCGAAGCUGCAUUCAUGUUCAGAGCUUCAAGCUUCCUGCCUCCCCCGCUGUGUUUUUUAUCGGUGGACCAGCCCGAGAUGGAGGUUGGGAGGGGGUGCUCAGCAGAGGAGAGAGGGAGAACAGCAUUUUGAAACCCAGCUGAUCAGAGCUGUGGUAUUCUGCCAUCGAGGCAGAGGCAGGGGGAGCGUGACUGGAAGAAGAUAAGAGAAGGCACCUGAAGAAUUUAUGAUUUUAAGACGGAGGCUUUACAAAUUGAAGAGGGGGAAUAUAAAUGAUUUUUCAUUUCAUUGGCAUCUGCGAACUCAUGUGAAGAGAGAACCUCUGUGGGAAGAUGUGAGAGCCUUUGGCAGGGUGGAAAUCUAAGGAGAAACACACAGAAAAGGGUUUACGUCAGGCCCUGGAAAACAGUUCAGGGAGUCCUUUGAUUCGAGAGAGGGUUGAAUAGCCCCCGUGGAAAGAGGAGUGAUGUCUUGGCUGUCACCCGUGUCAUGGGCCAAAUGGACGUGGACGGCAGUGCGAGGGGGAGAGGGAGAGGAGGAUGAAGAGGGGCAUGAAGCCAGCGAAGAGAGGCAGCAACUUGGAGAGGAAGAGGAGGAGGAGGAGGAGGAGGAGAGAUCUCAAAGCUACAGCUCUGACUCAGAGAGUCAUUUUGAAACUCCUGAAGCAUCAUCUCCUGUCCACGCUCCUUCAACCUUCCCCGAAGAGCUGGAGAACAACAACACUGAUGCAGACAAAACAGAUGUGGAUCAGGAGGAGCAGCUGAUAGUGACUGCUCCUGUGUUGGAUCAGGAUUUUUGGCUCAGCCACAACAUGGGUCAGGAUGAGCCUGUGGCGCCCAUGGGUGACCCUCUGGAGGUAAACUUUGAGAGACUGCCCGCACGGCAACCAGAUAAUGUCCCAGAGGCCUUGGGCUCUGCCCCUGCACCAUCAUUAGUGAAUGAAGAGCCUGAAGUGCCUGAAUGCACAGCUGUAUCCUCUGAGCCAUUCCAAGUCCCGGCGCCUGUCCUAGUUGCAGCUACAGCUCUAGAUCCAGCUCUAGAUCCAGCUCUAGAUCCAGCUUUAGAUACAGCUUUAGAUACAGCUCCUGCUCUGGAUCCAGCUCCAGAUCCAGCUUUAGAUACAGCUCCUGCUCUGGAUCCAGCUCCAGAUCCAGCUUUAGAUACAGCUCCUGCUCUGGAUCCAGCUCUAGAUCCAGCUUUAGAUCCAGCUUUAGAUACAGCUCCUGCUCUGGAUCCAGCUUUAGAUACAGCCCCUGCUCUGGAUCCAGCGUUAGAUACAGCUCCUGCUCUGGAUCGAGCUUUAGAUACAGCCCCUGCUCUGGAUCCAGCUUUAGAUACAGCUCCUGCUCUGGAUCCAGCUUUAGAUACAGCCCCUGCUCUGGAUCCAGCGUUAGAUACAGCCCCUGCUCUGGAUCCAGCUUUAGAUACAGCUUUAGAUACAGCUCCUGCUCUGGAUCCAGCUUUAGAUACAGCUCCUGCUCUGGAUCCAGCGUUAGAUACAGCCCCUGCUCUGGAUCCAGCUUUAGAUACAGCCCCUGCUCUGGAUCCAGCUUUAGAUACAGCUCCUGCUCUGGAUCCAGCGUUAGAUACAGCUCCUGCUCUGGAUCCAGCUUUAGAUACAGCCCCUGCUCUGGAUCCAGCGUUAGAUACAGCUCCUGCUCUGGAUCCAGCUUUAGAUACAGCUUUAGAUACAGCUCCUGCUCUGGAUCCAGCUUUAGAUACAGCUCCUGCUCUGGAUCCAGCGUUAGAUACAGCCCCUGCUCUGGAUCCAGCUUUAGAUACAGCCCCUGCUCUGGAUCCAGCUUUAGAUACAGCUCCUGCUCUGGAUCCAGCGUUAGAUACAGCCCCUGCUCUGGAUCCAGCUUUAGAUACAGCCCCUGCUCUGGAUCCAGCUUUAGAUACAGCCCCUGCUCUGGAUCCAGCGUUAGAUACAGCCCCUGCUCUGGAUCCAGCGUUAGAUACAGCCCCUGCUCUGGAUCCAGCUUUAGAUACAGCCCCAGCUCUAGAUCCAGCGUUAGAUACAGCUCCUGCUCUGGAUCCAGCUUUAGAUACAGCUCCUGCUCUGGAUCCAGCUCUAAAUCCAGCUUUAGAUCGAGCUCUUGCUCUGGAUCCAGCUCCAGCUCUAAAUCCAGCUCCAGCUCUAGAUCCAGUUCUAGAUCCAGUUCUAGAUCCAGCUCCAGCUCUAGAUCCAGUUCUAACUCCAGCUCCAGCUCAAUCUCCUGAUCCUGCUCCUCUUCCUGCUCCUACCCCAGAACCAGAGCCAUUCCAUUGCAUUGAGCAGAAACCUCUGGCUGACCCAGAACCACAGUGCAAUGGCCUUGACCAGACAGAGCCCCCUCAAAAGACUAAACACAGGAAGUCUAAGCCUCCAUCACUCGAGGUCAAGGCUUCAGUGGACGAACCUCCCCAAACAUUUGAGGAACAGGAACUUCCUCUUCCCAAGGCCACUUACAAAUUUGACCCUGACCAGUUGGAUGACGGCUUUAACCCUUUCACCUGCGGCGGAUCCAAAAUCCAGAACUCUCCCCCACCGUUUGGUUCCAGCUCUUUUCCCAGACUAGAGCCAAUCGGUUGCUCUUUGCCAGCAUGUGAGGACAGCGCAGCCCCUCCAGUAGAAGCUGAGUUGUCAUUGUCGUCGUCGUCAGAGGCAAAGUCCGUAAUGCUCGAGUUUGGUUUGGACGAGGGGACAGUCACCAAGCCACCUCCGAGGAAAUUAGGUGGUAAAAAGAAACUGGCAGCUAAGAAGAAGGCCAAAGCGUCAGAGGCUUCAUCUAAACCAGCACCAGAACCCAUUAUCACAGAACCAGUUUCUAAACCAGCACCAGAACCAGUUUCUAAACAAGCACCAGAACCCAUUAUCACAGAACCAGUUUCUAAACCAGCACCAGUACCCAUUAUCACAGAACCAGUUUCUCAAACAGUGUCAGAACCGGUUUUUGAUCCUCUUCCAGAAACUGCUUUGCCAGUUUCAGACUCAACUGCAACUCUUAACGUAGACGAUAUUCCUAUGCCUAAAUCAGGAGCCUAUAACUUUGAUCCCAAUCAGUGGGACGACCCCAACUUCAAUCCGUUUGGUAGCAACAGCACAGCGAGCAGCACUCCAGUGCUCCCUAAGAGCUCCUACAGUUUUGAUCCAGACAAUUUUGACGACUCUGUGGACCCUUUUAAAUCCUCCAAAAAUACUACCAACGAGGACUCGUCCAGCAGUGCCCCUCAGCCGGAGAAAAAAGUGAAAGACGUGGGCAAACCUAAAGUAGUGAAACCGGCGGGAGAGAAGAAAGCCAGGCAGAUUCCCAAGAAAGAAAAAGAGAGGGCAAUCGAGAACUCCUGUAAAGUGCAGAAAUAUGAUGAGAGCCAGUCCUUGGUGCUUGAAGUGUGCGAUCAGGAGGAGGAGGAGGAGGAGGAGGUGGUGGCCUCGACCCCAGAGAUCACUCAGCGAGUUCAUCACGCCACUGAUGAGGAGAAGCUCGCCUGCACCGGCAUGUUGAGCCAGACAGCAGACAUCCAGGAGGAGAGAGGAGAACCCCAGUGCAACAAAGCACCUCCGAAAAAACAGACAGUCGAUAAAUCAAUCGAUGAUAUAUGUCUUAAGGAUGAUCCUGAGACAAAGAUUACAGAUCACCCAGAGGAGAAGGAAAUCUGCAGUCUGAAAAGUGAUAUAAGUGAGAUGUCCAUGAAGCUUUCCACAAAGAUGGCCAGCAGUGAGGGCUCAGACGCUGCCGCCCUGUCCCAGGACCACAUCUUUCUGAGUGAGAUGGACAAGGCCGCAGUGCUCACCCUGAUCAGAGAGGAGAUCAUCACUAAGGAGAUUGAGGUCAAUGAGUGGAAGAAGAAGUAUGAGGACAGCAGAUUGGAGGUUUUGGAGAUGAGGAACAUAGUUGCAGAGUAUGAGAAAACAGUUGCACAGAUGAUUGAGGACGAGCAGAACCAGAAGACUCUGUCCUGCAGUAAGUCUGUCAGACAGUUGACCUUGGAGAGGGACCAGGCAAUAGCCGACCUCAACUCUGUGGAGCGCUCCUUCGCUGACCUCUUCAGGAGGUACGAGAACAUGAAGGGGGUCCUGGAGGGCUUUAAGAAGAAUGAGGAGGUGCUGAAGAGGUGUGCGCAGGACUACCUGAUGCGGAUCAAGCAGGAGGAGCAGCGAUACCAAACCCUCAAGGUGCACGCUGAGGAGAAACUGGACAAGGCUAACGAGGACAUAGCACAGGUACGUGCCAAGGCCAACGCUGAGGGUGUGGCACUGGGCGCCAGCCUGAGGAUGGAGCAGAUGAAGGCGGAUUCACUAGAAAGAGCCGUCCUUCAAAAGAAUCAAGAGAUUGAGGAGCUCACUAAGAUCUGCGACGAACUGAUCGCCAAACUGGGACCAGAUUAAGUGGCCUUAACUCAAACUCUCACUGCAACAUUCAUGUAAAUACUGUACAUGAUCACACAUAAGCACACUUUUCUUUUUUCCUGCUCAUAUGUAUUUGAAAAAUACAUUUGAAAUCCAGAACGCUUGCUCUUUUCAAACUAGAAUAUGAAACCAGAGCAAUAAUCUUUCAUAGUGUUAAUCAUGUCAUCGCAGUGGAAGAAGCACAAAGUCAAUAUGAG
This is a messenger RNA of Trematomus bernacchii (emerald rockcod), 4656 nucleotides long. RefSeq names its product transforming acidic coiled-coil-containing protein 1-like. The transcript has 13 exons. Gene Ontology annotation, cellular component: cytoplasm. NCBI's taxonomy places the organism in Eukaryota, Metazoa, Chordata, Actinopteri, Perciformes, Nototheniidae. The coding region runs from base 533 to 4438 and encodes 1301 amino acids. The record is from RefSeq and is a predicted model, not a curated record. Gene Ontology annotation, biological process: mitotic spindle organization; cerebral cortex development; cell population proliferation.